AUGAAGAUUUAUUUAAAAUUAGAAAAGAAAAAGUAUUAUCUUAAGCUUAUCUUUUGGAACUUGAUUCUGUAUACAUCCUAUUAAAAAUAUAGGAGAUCAAUCCUGUUACAGGAUAAGUCUAAAAUACUCUAAGUUGUAAUUGAAAGAUUUUAAAAAAGCAAUUGA
Molecule: messenger RNA, 165 nt
Organism: Paramecium pentaurelia
Lineage: Eukaryota; Ciliophora; Oligohymenophorea; Peniculida; Parameciidae
Source: the annotation of a GenBank genome assembly